GUUGGCAAUGAGCUUAUUCCUGGACCUCAAGCCCAAAAUGUUCUCCCUGCAAUGCAGAAUGUGCGAAAUGCAUUGCAAUCAAUUGGCCUCCAAGAUAAGAUCAAAGUCUCAACAUCUGUUUCCACUGCAGUCCUUGGAAACUCCUACCCUCCAUCUGCUGGUGCCUUCUCAUCGGAUGCCCUCCCCGCUCUCCAACCCAUUAUUGGUUUCCUCACCGGUACUGGUGCGCCGCUCCUUGCCAAUGUUUACCCUUACUUUUCUUAUAUCGGCAACCUCAAUACAAUCUCCCUCGCUUAUGCGCUCUUUACUUCGCCUGGGUCGGUGGUUUCAGACGGACAGUUGCAGUAUCAAAAUCUUUUUGAUGCAACUGUUGAUGCCCUCUAUGCGGCUCUUGAGAAGGUAGGAGGAAACAACGUCGCCAUAGUGGUGUCAGAGAGUGGCUGGCCAUCGGAUGGUGGGGUGGGUGCGACGACGGAGAAUGCCCAGACGUAUGUCUCUAAUUUAAUAAGGCAUGUGGGGCAGGGAACACCCAAACGACCAGGGAACUAUAUUGACACUUUUAUCUUUUCCAUGUUUGAUGAGAACAUGAAACAACCACAAGGAACAGAGAAUCAUUAUGGUCUGUUUAAUCCUGAUAAGCAGCCUAAAUAUUCUCUCAGCUUUUAA
This is a messenger RNA of Dendrobium catenatum, 666 nucleotides long. RefSeq names its product glucan endo-1,3-beta-glucosidase-like. Gene Ontology annotation, molecular function: hydrolase activity, hydrolyzing O-glycosyl compounds. Gene Ontology annotation, cellular component: plasma membrane. The record is from RefSeq and is a predicted model, not a curated record. Lineage: Eukaryota; Viridiplantae; Streptophyta; Magnoliopsida; Asparagales; Orchidaceae. The annotation marks the transcript as partial. The transcript has a single exon. Gene Ontology annotation, biological process: carbohydrate metabolic process.